AAUACAAAGUUCCGGUUUUUCUCAAAAUGAAAAUGAGGAAACUAGCAAGUGUUAUUACGAAAUUUUAGGAAUAAGCAAAGAAGCUAAAACCGAGGAAAUUAACAGGGCUUAUCGAAAACUAGCUCUCCAAUAUCAUCCAGAUAAGAAUAAAUCUUCACAGGCGGAGAAAAAAUUCCAAGAAAUCACAAAAGCUUAUGAUGUUUUGAGCGAUGAAAAGAAAAGGGGAAAUUAUGAUAUGGGUGGAGUUGAUUUUUUAGAACUUGCUGAGGGAAUUAGAAAGCAGUCACGAGAGUUGCAAAAAGAAUGA
Messenger RNA from Racocetra persica, 307 nucleotides. The record is from the annotation of a GenBank genome assembly. NCBI's taxonomy places the organism in Eukaryota, Fungi, Glomeromycota, Glomeromycetes, Diversisporales, Gigasporaceae.